Chenopodium quinoa (quinoa) is the source of this 804-nucleotide messenger RNA. RefSeq lists its product as uncharacterized. The coding region runs from base 1 to 804 and encodes 267 amino acids. The transcript is spliced from 2 exons. The record is from RefSeq and is a predicted model, not a curated record. NCBI's taxonomy places the organism in Eukaryota, Viridiplantae, Streptophyta, Magnoliopsida, Caryophyllales, Amaranthaceae.
AUGGGAAGGCCGCUCAUUGACAAGAUCGCCGGAGUAGUUUCCACCUACCACCUCGCCAUGACUUACACAACUAACGAAGGGCGAUCAACAAAGCUCAGGGGAAGCCAAAAAAAGGCUCAACAAUGCUACAUAACUUCUUUAAAGCAGCCCGCCAGGAUCAGGCAGCAGCCGAUCUCAAAACUAAGAUCCCUUGAGCAGCUUGAGAGAAAGUCAAGGAAAAGGAAGCGCGAAGAAUACCGUAGGGAAAAGGAUAAGCAAAAGUUAGCCAUGGAAAAUUUUGAGCCCGCAAAAAAGGAGAUGGCAAGGCCAUUUCCCAGCGGGGAGCACGUUACAGUUGAGCUCACCAAGGGCGACCCAUCGAGAACGGUGAAAAUCGGGAAGGAUAUUGAUCCAGUUGUAGGUGUGCACCUCAUAGAAUUGUUGAGGAAGAACAAAGAUAUCUUCGCGUUUUCAGCAGAUAAGAUGCCUGGAAUUGACCCCGCAAUCAUGGUCCACAGGCUGAACGUGAGGGGGGACAUUAAGCCAGUAAGGCAGAAGAAUCGAAGCUUCUCCACGGAGAAAAACCAGGCCAUCCAGGAGGAUGUAGAAAAGCUUUUGGAAGUGGGAUUCAUUAAACCUUGUGAUUAUCCAGAGUGGUUGGCAAAUGUAGUCAUGGUCAAGAAGGCGAAUGGAUACCAUCAGAUCAGCCUGCACAACCCGAAUAGACAAAAAACUGCAUUCAUCACUGAAGGGGGAGUGUACAAUUACAUAGCUAUGCCCUUUGGGUUGAAGAAUGCAGGAGCAACUUUUCAGAAGACAAUGUAA